UUCGCGCCACUUUCAUUUCCCUUCCUAUUCAACACCGUCGUUCAGCCACCGUUGCUCCGCCGGUGAAAAUGACUCCCCGUCACAAACGACCAUCAAAACCAUUCGUUUCACCACUAUCCAACCACCAAUCCAAAAUCCCCAAACACAACCAAAACGACACCGUAUCAUCUUCAUCAUCACUUGAACAUCAACAACCGCAAUCAUCAAAAACCCUAACUACUUCAAUAGAUAAAAUGAUUUCAAUACUUGCAGAUGCUGGAUGUACAUUAAUCAAUACUCCUGGUCCCCCUUUCCUUCCGUCUGACCUACAUAAGUUACGAAACUAUCUACAAACUCGCUUUUCGUCUGAUUCCGAUCUCCGGUCGCAGUUCCUCGCUGGCUUUUCCGCUUACAUCGAUACCGAAACUCACCUCCGCAGGGUUUUAUUACCUUCGAAUCACGAUAAUUCGAAUAACAGAAGAGGUGAGAGCUUAGUUAGGGUGUUAUUGUUGGUUCCGGUGAUUCAGUUGAGUGUUCAGAACAUGUUGCUUGAGAAGCUUCCGGAGUAUUUUGAUAACGAUAAUUGUGGAAGUUUGUCUUCGUCGACUCUGCGUUUGGAUGAGGACGUGGCUAGGUUGAUAUUGAAUCAGUUUCGUUGGCUUGACUUUUUGGUGGACUGUGAGGCUUUUACGGAGAAUUUGUUUCAAGUGUUGUCGAUCUGUCCUCCUCAUUUGAAGAGAGAGAUUAUUGGAUCGUUGCCUGAGGUUAUGGGGGAUAGUAAUAAUAAAACUGUGGUUGAUUCACUUGAAAAGGUGUUGCAAGAUGAUUCUACUGCCACGGUUGCUGUUAUUGAUUGUUUCUCGAGUCUUAACUUGGAUGAACUAUUACAAGAUAAGGUUAUAACAAUAGCACUAUCAUGUAUACGGACGAUUGAAGCAGAAAAGCUGCCUUAUUUACUUAGAUUUCUGCUUCUUUCUGCCACACAAACAAACGCCAGAAGAAUAAUCUCACAGUUCCGUGAUCAGUACAAGCUGGUUGGAGUCUUUGAUACUCGUUCGACCCAACACAAUAAAUCUAAGGGAAAAUCAGUCAUAAAUAAUGUUGAGGCUUCCGUUCUCGAUGCUUUGGGGUCCAGUCUCCGUUUUAAAAAUAUACUAUGCCAGGAAAUACUAAGAGAACUUCAAUACAUUGAUAAACCCCAGGAUCAUAAAGUGAUUGACAUUUGGUUGCUGAUUCUUAUUUUCAAAAACUGUGAAUCCAUGCAAAAGAGUGUUGAAAAGCUUUUAAAGAAGAAAAUCAUUGAAGGCUCAAUCCAGGAUGUACUGUUUGAGCAAUGUAUAUUUGGUAACAAGGAAUUGGUAAAGGAUCACUUUUGCUCCUUUUUGCUAUUGUCGGAAUACUUAUUGGCCUGUAAAGAACAGACGGCAAGUAAAUUUGGGAUUCAGAUGUAUAAGUACCUAUUUGAGGGAUUUCCCGAUACUUACUCAAGACAGGAAGUUUUAGGGGCAUUGGUCACUCAUGUCGGUUCUGGCAUUCCAUUUGAAGUCAGUUCAGCUUUAGAGGCUAUGGUAUUGCUAGCCUCCAUGUAUUCCCAAGAACUAAUUCCGAUUUCUUCUCACAUAACUGGUAUAUUAGAUUAUAUGGAAGGGUUUAGCACUGAAAACCUGCAUAAGGCAUACGAUGUUUUCUGUUUUUUAUCACGGUCUGCACGGUCUAACACUGAGUCGUUCCGGUCAUCUAUAGCUAAUGAGCUUUUCAUGAUAGUCAGGAAGCAGGUCAGUAAUCCAGAAUUUAAGUACAAGAAAAUGGGUUUGAUUGGAACCUUAAAAAUAUUGUCUCAUCUUGGAAAGACAGAUGAAAAUUCUGACUCAUCUUCAUCACAGAAGUUGAACUAUGAGGAGUCUCUAGAACUUAUGAAAACAUCCCUGGACUCAUGCCAACAGUUACCAAUAUCAUUAAUUCUUUUUUAUGAUGAACUAUCUGCAAUUCUCAGUUCAAAAACUCUUCAUACAGCAAUCAUGGAACGGGUUGGCCAACUUGUUGGAGAGUUUGAAUCCGUGUUUUUAUCAGAUAUAGAAGAUGGGAAGUUGCCUGUUUCUGAUUUGUAUUGUGGCCUUGAGGGGGAGCUAUGGAUGAACCUGGAUGGAGAUAUAUCUCCAAUUUGCAUGAACAUAUUGUCGCUGGCCUCCUCUUCAUCAAGCUCAGCAUCACUACAAACUCUUCCUGCUAACUUCCGUUUGCUUUCUGUGACGGAAAGGUUGGGUAAUCAGGGAUCUCUUGGCGGAAUUGAUGCACUUCUUGGCUGUCCUAUACAUCUUCCUUCUUCUAAGCUUUAUUUGGAAUCUUGGCAGUCAUUAAAUAGAAAGCAGAAACAUGUUGCCUGCCUUUCUCUUUAUCAUGCAAUUAAUUGGAUCAGAGAGCUACUCAAUGCCUUUGGUGCACAAGUUGCUGGAAGACAUGACUGCAUAAGCCAAGUUACAACCGAGGAGAUGGUCACCAAGAUCUUGAAACGCUUGAAGAACCUUGUAUUUCUCGAGAGCUUGUUGAAUCAUGCUCUUAAAGAAUGUCCUAUGUCGUUACCCGAGCUUUCCUCAACAUCCUCACCAGGCCAUCCUACUCGUGUUGAAAAGAACUCAGAGCAGAUAAGAACGAAUCAGGAAUCUCCUCAAAACAGCAAGAGAAAGGAUAAAAAGUCCUCAAAAUCUCUAAAAAAUUCGGGAAUCCAAGGAAAUAACACCACUCAGCUUACAAUUGUUGAAACAUGGAAGAAAGCGGGUACCAUAAGCCAAGAGGCUGCAAAUGAACAUUCUACUGCCAUGGCCUCUAAAAGUGGUCCAUCUGAGUCAGCAACAUGUUUUACCAGCAACUCCAGUGAAUCGGUAGAUACUUGUAUUGAGAUUUCUGAACCUCCAAAGCUUCUAGAAGCUCAAAGAUACAAAUUUAGACCUCUUUCGGUCGAUUGCUUCUCCAUUUUGUCGUAUUCAAAGGAUCUUGGCUCUUGCUGUGCAGAUUCUACUUGUGAGUUACCUGUGUAUCUUUAUCUUCUGCGGGAUCUCCAUAGCAAGCUAGAAAUUUUUAGUCCUAAACCAACAUCACCCAGAUCGUUGAGCACUCCUGGUUUAAGUGGAAUAACAACAGUUGAAUUUGUAAACAAGAUUCAUACAUUGUUUCCGACUCUCAGGAGACACCUCGAUUCUGCUACAUCAUUACUUGAACAAAUACUUUUAGGUUCUGAAGAAUGCCAAGAACAUUGGAGGGAUCAAUCUUCCAUGGCUGGUAAUCCAGAAAUUCCUAACAUGGUAGUUUCUGUAUAUUCUGUUUCGAGAUUUUACGUGAAAGAGACGCUUUAUUGCUUCAGCAAGAUGUUAACCUGCCCAGAUCUUAUACUGUCAAGACAAUCUGUUCUCUUGGAUCUGCUCAAGUCUUUUCAGCCCAAAAAAGUCUCUGAUAUUGGGGGUAUGCAGUCUCUAUCAUCAACAGGAGACAUAGAUUCCUUAUAUGGAGGUGUUUAUGCAUUUCUGGAAGGAGUUUUGGAUGUAGCACUCUGUUCCUCAUUUAUGCUUGCUUCUGAAGUGGUACUGACAUUGGAGUCGGUGGUUACAUCUCUCCAAAAAGCUCUUGACAAGCCUCUGGAGGGAAUUGGUAAACAUAAACUGACUGUAAUUCAAGAACUCCUUGUCACUUUGCAUCACAAACUCAGCUCUUCUGCUCAUAAAGUAUUGAGUCAUGAUUGGGAUAAAGACACAGAAAGUGGCUGGAAGGGGAAAGGGGAUAUGGUGCAGAAGAUUGUUCACAUUUACUUGGAAAAUUCUGCGACCACUUCUGAAUCACUGGAUGAACUUGCAUGCUCGAUUUUGCCUAUGGUACCUUCUAUAGGCAGAUCAAAUGAGGAAUAUAACCAUGGUUUUCCGACUCUUUGUUCCUCAACCUUUUUAGUGUGGUACAGAGAGCUGCAUGAGCAAAACCUCAUUAUACUUGGCAAGCUGAUUAAAGAAGCUGUUCAAUUAUACAAAUCAAGGGCUACUCCUCAACCAAGUGAGGUGAAAAUGCUUAUGGAGAAGCUCCACCAAUCUGUAAAUGUAGUUGUAUCCUUGAUAAAUAUUUGCAGGACUCAUGACAAGGUUACCAUUCACACAAUGGCCGUCAAGUAUGGUGGGAAGUUUGUUGACUGUUUCCUAAAAGUGUUUGAGUUUUUAGAAGCACAUUUUCAGGGCCACAAUCAGCUUAUCAUUCAACUGUUUAAGGACUUCCAGAUGGGAACAAGAACAAUACAAACAUUAUGUUCAGAAGCAAAGGGCUUGAAACAAACCAGUAUCACUAGUAAAAUUCCUGCCACCAAGAGAUCUUUAGAACGCUUUCUAUUUCGUGUUAAGGCUCUUCUCCACUCUUCAUCAAGUGGAUGCACCUUCCGACUUGGCAACUUGAAGCACAAAAACUUGAUAGGACAAGUAGUGAGCUCUCAGGCAUAUAUAGAUGAUCAACAUGAAGAUAAUACCGAAGACUUUGUUGGCACUGCUGAGGAUGAAACAAUGAGAAAUUCAGAGAUUGAGGAUGAGAUGGUGAGAAAUUCAGAGCCUGAGGAUGAAAUGGUGGGAAAUCUGGAUGAUGACGGAGAAACAGAAUAAAACAAUGAAUUGUCAAAGCCCAAAUAUUUGCUGAUAAAACUGAAGCUCUCAUGGAUAUGAAACAUCCAUUCGAUGAUCCAGGAGGGUGACGAGUCUAUAGCCUUGUACAUAUUUCUGGUUGAUAUUAAUUUUUAGUAUUACAAUACUUCAUAUGUAUAGUUUCAUAAGAGAAUAUUGCCUUCUGAUCUUGAUAAUUUCUUCUCUUAACUAUAACAAUUUUUGCUUUGUAAUAGCUACAUCUAUACCGUAUGGUUAUUUAAAUCUUUUAUGAAA
This is a messenger RNA of Erigeron canadensis, 4877 nucleotides long. Its product is annotated as Fanconi anemia group D2 protein homolog. Gene Ontology annotation, cellular component: nucleus; condensed chromosome. Gene Ontology annotation, molecular function: DNA polymerase binding. The record is from RefSeq and is a predicted model, not a curated record. Lineage: Eukaryota; Viridiplantae; Streptophyta; Magnoliopsida; Asterales; Asteraceae. Gene Ontology annotation, biological process: double-strand break repair involved in meiotic recombination; mitotic intra-S DNA damage checkpoint signaling; homologous chromosome pairing at meiosis. The coding region runs from base 69 to 4604 and encodes 1511 amino acids. The transcript has 31 exons.